This is a messenger RNA of Colletotrichum higginsianum IMI 349063, 1095 nucleotides long. Its product is annotated as Zinc-binding dehydrogenase family. Gene Ontology annotation, molecular function: oxidoreductase activity, acting on NAD(P)H. Bases 1 to 1095 code for a protein of 364 amino acids. The record is from RefSeq and is a predicted model, not a curated record. The transcript has 2 exons. NCBI's taxonomy places the organism in Eukaryota, Fungi, Ascomycota, Sordariomycetes, Glomerellales, Glomerellaceae.
AUGGACAAAACAACAGCCCCCGGCGUGCUCGGCCGUCAAACGGCAAUCGUGGGAUCAUGCAAUGGCAACCUAGAGAUCACAAACGACGCCCCCGUGCCCCAGCUCGAGGACGACAUGGUUCUCGUAUCAGUGAUGGCCGUGGCCUUGAACCCCGUCGACAACAAGAUGCAGGGCCGCCUGAUCACACCAGGCGCAAUCGCCGGCCACGACUUCUCCGGUACCGUCCUCGCUCUCGGCAGCAAGGCAGCAACCCUGACGCCAGCAUCCCUGGCCGUCGGCGACAGAGUAUGCAGCGCGGUGCAGGGCAUGCACAGCCUCACCCCAGCAGUGGGCGCCUUCGCGAACGUCGUCGGCGCCAGCGCACACGCAUGUCUCAAGGUGCCGGAAACCAUAUCCGACCUCCAGGCGGCAUCGUUGGGCACGGCGGUUGCGACGAUGGGACUGGCGUUGUUCAAGUCCUUGGGCAUCCCUGGACACCCGGAGGCGCCCGUCACAGAGGGCAAGGGUAGGCAUAUCCUGAUUUACGGCGCGAGCUCGAGUGUGGGAACAAUGGCGGUACAACUGGCGAAACUAUCUGGCAUGAUAGUGAUCGGGACUUGCUCGCAGAAAAACUUUGACUUGGUCAAGUCUUACGGCGCAGAUGUUGUGUUUGACUACAAUUCGAAAACCUGCGUCCAAGACAUCAAGGACUACACCAAACAGAGCCUGAAGUUCGCCUUGGACUGCAUAUCCGAGGUCGACACCAUGGCAUUCUGCUACGCGUGCCUCGGCCGGACUGGUGGCAAGUACACGCGGCUGGAGCCGUUCCCCGACGUCCUCCACACUAGAAAACACACGGUGACGCCGGACUGGGUCCUGGGUCCCUCGAUGCACGGCAAGCCAAUCAGCUGGCCCCCGCCGUUUGAGCGUGAUGCCGACGUCGAGGUGAGAGAGUUUGCCGUCAAGUGGUUCGCAACCGCGCAGCGGCUCCUUGACGAGGGAAAGUUGAGACCGCACCCUGUCAAGGUUAUAGAGGGAUUUCCUGCCAUCCUGGAGGGACUUCAGACACUAAAGAGAAACCCUCCAUCAGGAGAGAAGCUUGUUGUUCAGCUUUAA